Molecule: messenger RNA, 1567 nt
Organism: Daldinia decipiens
Lineage: Eukaryota; Fungi; Ascomycota; Sordariomycetes; Xylariales; Hypoxylaceae
Product: E3 ubiquitin ligase SCF complex, Skp subunit
Exons: 4
Coding region: 703-1218 (171 amino acids)
Biological process (GO): mitotic cell cycle; SCF-dependent proteasomal ubiquitin-dependent protein catabolic process
Cellular component (GO): cytoplasm; nucleus
Molecular function (GO): cullin family protein binding
Source: RefSeq, a predicted model, not a curated record
CGUCACUAACUGUGCUUUUGCGAUAUCAACAAUAGGCAGCUGCAUGCAAGUACAUAUUGGCCGUUGUGUUGCCUAAGUUACAGUUGUUAAGUACCAAAUAUAAAUGAUUAUUGUGGCGCCUUGAACUUUGGGCCUGACGCAAAACUUACUCCGACUUCUUUUUUUAACUUAAACACACCGCAACAGUCACCAUUCCGAGUGAAUAACGUACAAAGACUGCACAAUCACGGAUUUCUCUCAAAUUACCACCCAAUAUUUUUGUUCAUCUAUUGUCGCCAAUCCUUUCGUCACGAAUCUAGUAAAUAAAAACCUUUGUACAGUACGAUAACAUUGCUUUUAUGAUUCAGAAGCAUGUAAGAUGUUGUUUCCGUGACUACCUGGCUAUUUCUAUUGUUCCUACCUUGUUCGUACUCAGCGUAGUGCUUACCUAAAGUUAUUUAACUGUCGUGCCCCUCCAGCCUCAGUUCGAGAUUUCCCUAAUCACAGACCCACCUUCCCACAUCCAACCUGCAUACAUCAUCAAUCUGCUGCCGCCUUUAAACUUCUACUUUGAUUCCUCCUUGUCCACACCAAGUUGUGAGCACAAAAGCAUCAGACAUACCCAUCAUACCCAUCUACAGCCUCUAUUUGGUUUCGCGACCGAGUUUUUGCAACCUCAUACUUAUUUCGACCACAGAAAACCGAUCCUCUCAAUCCGACAUCAUGGGUGAAUCCGAAGCUCCCCCCGCUGCCAACUACAUCCGACUCCAGUCAAAUGACAACGUGAGGAUUGAUGUUGAGAAGGCUGUUGCGGAGCGAUCGCUCCUAAUCAAGAACAUGCUCGAGGAUCUUGGUCCUAACGCUGAGGGACAAACUAUCCCUAUCCCCAACGUGACCGAGCCCGUCCUUCGCAAGGUCAUCGAGUGGUGUGAGCACCAUCGUCACGAUCCCCCUGCCUCGAACGAGGACGAGUCCGACAAUCGCAAGAAGACCACUGAUAUCGACGAGUGGGAUCAGAAGUUCAUGCAAGUCGAUCAGGAAAUGCUCUUCGAGAUUAUCCUCGCCUCUAACUAUCUCGAUAUCAAGGCAUUGUUGGAUGUUGGAUGCAAGACUGUCGCCAACAUGAUCAAGGGCAAAUCUCCCGAGGAGAUCCGCAAGACGUUCAACAUUACGAACGACUUCACCCCCGAGGAGGAAGAGCAGAUUCGUCGCGAGAACGAGUGGGCUGAGGAUCGAUAAACGCCUCAAGUCACAUCCGGUUGUUUUAUGAUUACUUAAUCUUCAUAUACAUUAAGUCCUAUGAAGUGAUAUGACUGAUUUGAUAAGGGAUGGAGACGACAACCGGCUAAUGGGAUUCUUUGCGGCUCGUGGCAUAAACCGUAGGCAUUUCAUAGCUGACCAUUUGCGUGUGGCAUUGGCAUGGAGAAGAGUGGAUUCGGAUUUUUGAGACGGGCCACCUCCAACCCUUGUUCUCUUAACCAGUAUAAUAACUAACCUACUGGAUGGUAUCAGCAGCCCUACAUGGUUAGAGAGCAUGCAAAUUUGCUUUAGGAGUUUUGGAAUCAGCAUAUUGACAUUAGUAAACACC